Coregonus clupeaformis (lake whitefish) is the source of this 993-nucleotide messenger RNA. RefSeq names its product modulator of macroautophagy TMEM150B-like. Lineage: Eukaryota; Metazoa; Chordata; Actinopteri; Salmoniformes; Salmonidae. The coding region runs from base 153 to 878 and encodes 241 amino acids. The record is from RefSeq and is a predicted model, not a curated record. The transcript has 7 exons.
CUCUGAGGAAGGUGUCUGACAUGCCUGAAUGCAAGCCGGUUUGUUUGUCCCGUCAAUAAACCUCAAAGAUCAUUGCAGACAUCUGUGUUCCUUUUUCUUUUUCUGGGAUAUUCACCAUGUGAAGUGUCCUGGGGUGACCUAAGUAAACAAUAAUGUGGCUCUGGGCGCUGCUUCCAAUCUGCUUGGCGGUGUUUGGCACUGUGGGAAUAUGGGUGGUGUUUGGUAUCGCUGUUUCAAAUGAGACUGUUAAUAUCACAGUGAGAUUCCCCUACAUCAGUGAAUGCGGCACCUAUGAUCCACAGAGCUGUAUCUUUUCCCAGGUCUGCAACAUCUGUGCUGUCUUGAUCCUGUGGAUCGUGGUGAUCCGGUUUCAGCAGGUCAGGGACUAUGGUCAGAACAGCAAGGUGAACUUCGCCAGCAUUGUACUGGGCUUCAUCUCGUCUCUGGGCAUCUCCAUCCUCAGCAGCUUCCGGCAAUCUGUGUUGUUUGGCAUCCAUGUGUUUGGGGCUUUUCUGGCCUUCUUUGUGGGCCUGGCCUACUUCUGGUUGCAGGUGUGGCUCACCUAUAAAGUCCAGCCCUCUAAAGACCGUCGUUGGGUGGGGCCUCUCAGAGCUGCCCUCUGUAGCAUCUGCACCAUCUUGGUCAUCACAAUGGCCAUAGGUCUACUCUUUGAUACUGGCUACAGCUCAAUGGCGUCCAUUUCUGAGUGGGCUCUGGUCAUGUGCUUCUUUGUCCUAUUUGGUGUCUUUGCAUCCGAGUUCCGUCACAUCAACUGUCACCAGCUCACCGUGCAGAACCAAGGCCUCAGCAAGACCCAGAGCAUCAACAGCGGUGGGAUCAUAAUGAACAAUAGAACAGCCAACAGAAGAGUAAUGUAAUAAUGAUAUAAUAAUUGAACGUUCAAGCUCUGAAUGAUGAAGCUCUGACUGAUGAAGCUCUACAUAAGUGUACAUAUUUUAAACCUAUUGUUGAAUAAAAUACUACUCUUUUUGA